GGUUAAUUUAUUCCAUUAAAUUCAUCUCGUGUUUGUUGUUUAUCCAGUUUGUUUACAUUAGAAGUCACGUGACUGAAAAGGGGGCGGAGUCUCUUCUGUUGCUUUUUAAAUCGUUAGUUUGUUUACCUGAAACAACAACAUGUAAACAAAUGUUUGUUUUUAUUUACAGAAUGUGUUUACGGGUUUUUCUCCCGCCAGAUCUGGCAACCCGCCCAGGCUCCUCCCCCUCCUUCUGCAGGAAACCUGGCCGAACCUCGGGCUGUGGACCGAACCGGACCCGCGCGGAGGUUCUGUUCGUGUUCCGAACCUGAAAGGAGAACAAGGAUCCAUCUGAGGAGGAAACCGGACCUGCAAACAUGGAGGAGAGGUCCUGCAGCGGCGCCGGAUCAAAGUCCAGCGAGGUCCAACAGAACCCUCCAGGUUCUGCUCAGGUGGUCCCAGAUGAAGAGGCCGAGGCGCCGAGGACGAACGGCGGCGAGUCUUUCUGCAAACAGGAAGUGGACUCACGGUCCGAAACCAAGAGACACGAGUCCGGGCUGAGCGGCUCGGAGCAAAGCUUCGGCUCGGUGCAAAGCUUCGGCUCGGAGCAAAGCUUCGGCUCGGUGCAAAGCUUCGGCUCGGUGCAAAGCUUCGGCUCGGUGCAAAGCUUCGGCUCGGAGCAAAGCUUCGGCUCGGUGCAAAGCUUCGGCUCGGUGCUCCACCAGCUGCUGCAGCAGCGGAAACACAAACCGGGCCGACACUUCAAGAAGAAAACGCUGGUAAGAAUGGCCAAACUGCUGGUCAUCGCCAAGGGGUGGGGCGGCGGCGAGCCGGGGGGACGCCAACAAACAGGAAACAGGAAGUCAUCCACAGAUUUAUCCACUGCAUCCGCUGAAGACCCGGGUCUAAACCCAACCGGGUCGGUUUCUGUCCAAGAAGAAUCAAAAGUCCUCAAACCAGCCUCCAGACGAGGACGGUGGACCACACAAACAGCCGAAGUUUCUUCAGAUCAAACUUUGGCUACAACAGAACAAGAUUUUACUGUGAAAGAGGAACCAUGGACCAGUCUAGAUGGACCAGAACUGAACCAGAACCAGGCCCUGGUGGGAAGCAUGGAUCACUCCAUGAGUGGUCUCCAACCCGCUGCUGAGAAACCAGGACCAGAACCAGGACCAGRACUGUCCUCACAGCCUGUAGUCCAAGACAAACCCCGACAGAACGUCAAAAAACUUAAGAAGACACUUCCUGUUUCUCUGGAGGAACCGACCAAUCAGGAUGAAGCUUCACUCGUCAAACAGGAACCACAAAAAACAGCUGAAAACAGAACCAGACCAGCCUCCAGACGAGGGAGGAGGGCCACAAAAACAGCCGAAAACAGAACCAGACCAGCCUCCAGGCGAGGGAGGAGGACCACAAAAACAGCCAAAGUUUCUUCAGAUCAAACUUUGGCUACAACAGAACAAGAUUUUACUGUGAAAGAGGAACCAUGGACCAGUCUAGAUGGACCAGAACUGAUCCAGGACCUGGACUUGGUGGAAAACAUGGGUCAUUCCAUGAGUGAUCUACAACCAGCUGCUGAGGAACCAGAACCAGAACCAGGACUGUCCUCACAGCCUGUAGUCCAAAACAAUCCCCGACAGAACAUAAAAAAAAUUAAGAAGGGACUUCCUGUUUCUCUGCAGGAACCAACCAAUCAGGACGAAGCUUCACUCGUCAGACAAGAACCACAAAAACCAGCCGAAAACAGAACCAAACCAACCUCCAGACGAGGACGGUGGGUCACAAAAACAGCCGAAGUUUCUUCAGAUCAAACUUUGGCUACAACAGAGCCAGGAUUUACUGUGAAAGAGGAACCAUGGACCAGUCUAGAUGGACCAGAACUGUCCUUACAGCCUGUAGUCCAAAACAAUCCCCGACAGAACGUCAAAAAACUUAAGAAGACACUUCCUGUUUCUCUGCAGGAACCAACCAAUCAGGAUGAAGCUUCACUCGUCAAACAGGAACCACAAAAAACAGCUGMAAACAGAACCAGACCAGCCUCCAGGCGAGGGAGGAGGGCCACAAAAACAGUCGAAGUUUCUUCAGAUCAAACUUUGGCUACAACAGAGCCAGGAUUUACUGUGAAAGAAGAAUCGUGGACCAGUCUAGAUGGACCAGGACUAGGACUGUCCUUACAGCCUGUAGUCCAACACAGACCUCGACAGAACGUUAAAAAAAUCAAGAAGAAGAGAGUUUCUCUGCAUGAACCGAUCAAUCAGGAUGAAGCUUCACUUGUCAAACAGGAACCACAAAAAACAGCCGAAAACAGAACCAGACCAGCCUCCAGACGAGGACGGUGGGCCUCAAAAACAGCCGAAGUUUCUUUAGAUCAAACUUUGGCUACAACAGAGCCAGGAUUUACUGUGAAAGAGGAACCAUGGACCAGUCUAGAUAGACCAGGACUGUCCUUACAGCCUGUAAUCCAAAACAAACCCAGACAGAACGUCAAAAAACUUAAGAAGAGACUUCCUGUUUCUCUGCAGGAACCAACCAAUCUUGAUGAAGCUUGGUUUGUCAAACCAGAACCACAAAAAACAGCUGAAAACAGAACCAAACCAGCUUCCAGACGAGGGAGGAGGGCCGCAAAAACAGCCGAAGUUUCUUCCGAUCAAACUUCGGCUACAAAAGAGCCAGGAUUUACUGUGAAAGAGGAACCAUGGACCAGUCUUGUUGGACCAGAACCAGUACAAGGACUGUCCUUACAGCCUGUAGUCCAACACAAACCCCAACAGAACGUUAAAAAACUCAAGAAGAGACUUCCUGUUUCUCUGCAGGAACCAACCAAUCAGGACAAAGCUUCGCUCUUCCAACAAGAACCACAAACACCAGCCAAAAACAGAACCAGACCAGCCUCCAGACGAGGGAGGAGGGUCACAAAAACAGCCGAAAACAAAACCAAAUCAGCCGUGAGGGAAGACUUGAAGAAGUGCUCGGCGCAGAGAAAUCAAAGCUCUAAAACCUCACUGCCGAAAGAAAAUGCUCGGCGUGGAGCGACGAGUCUGAAGCAGGAAGAGCUGAAAGUUGAGAACGUCAAACCCAGAGGUCCUGGUCGACCCAGAAAGACUGUUCUCAUCAAGACUGAACCAGUUUGGGAUUUUGAAAUUAAUCAUCUGGAUUUCCCCUCAAUGGACCCAAAAACUCCUCAUCCUCCUGCAGAAAGUUGGAAGAAGAAACCUCCGAAACAAACCCUGAAACUUUACAAUAAAUUGGAACCUGUUAUAGUUAAAGAAGAGCCGUAUUCAGUUCCAGUUGAACUUUACGGCUCAGAUGAGACAGCCGAAGGUUCGGUCCAGAAAACCAGGCAGAGAAAAGUGAAACAGGUCAAAGAUGAUCCCACAGAACGGGAGGAACACCUGAAAAGAUAUCUGAACCAUUCUGGAAACAAAACGAUGAGCAAAAAGGCCAAGAUGAUUUCUGACAACAGCAGAGAAGAGACACAGCAGAUGGAGGCCGAAAACACCACUAAAUUCAACAAAAUGAAGAAACCUUUGGCUGCGAGUGGCAGAGCAAACAGAACUGUUAAAGCUGUGCCUGGAAACGUUUCAGGAAACAGGAAACGGAAAAGUCCACCGUCAGAGUUUGAUGAGACGUUUCCGAACUCGUCUUCAGGUUCAACCCGACAAGAAGACGUGAUGGAGAGAUGUAAGAAGAGAGCCAAACGUGAGCCGAAGAAAGCUGUUUGCACUGCCUCAGCGGGUCCAGAAACUGGACCCACUUUGGACCAGAUGAACCCACAGCUGACACCAGAUCUGAAGGAGACUGUUUCUGUUGACGUCAAUUCAAAGACGAAGACAACAUCAGGCGUGGAAAAGUGUUGGAAAAGAAAACAAACGUCAAAGAAGACAUCAAAGGAACUAGAACUCCAGGUCUGUCCUGAUUGGACACGUGGACACGACACUGCGGAAGACGACAGAUUAUAUCAAACAUCAAGUGUCAAACAGAAAAGAGAUGUAUUUACGGUAAUGGAGGAGUCGUCGUUUCUUGUGACAGAUUUAAAUAUCGUCCAAACAAAAACGGAUGAAGGUUCAGUUUUAUCUGCCGCUCCGACAAAAACCAGRGCUAGGAAGAGACGAGGAAGAACUAAAGCCCACCAGAAGGACAAAAAGGAAAUCAGUCCUCUGGAAGAUAUUUCUCCCAACUCCAGUUUCUUCGAUCAAAACCUGAAGAUUCAGCCGAAAACUCAGAGCGAGCUCAGAGAAAGGAGACCUCUCCAGUGCCCCUUCUGUGUCCGCUCCUUUCGACAUAUUUCUGCUUUCCAUCUCCACAAACGAAUUCACACCGGAGAGAAACCGUACGGAUGUUCUGUCUGCACCAAGAGGUUCUCCGGGMGGCUCCUGCUCCUCCAGCACGCCAAGGUCCACGAGGGCCCUGCUGCCCUGCGCUGCCCGUGUUGUAACGGAGCGUUCAGGAGCAAACCAGACCUCAUCCGUCACUUCAAGGUCCAUCUGAACGAAGCUGAGGGUUCACAGAAAGAUCCGGAGCAGAAYGAUCGGACGGACUCCGGUUCCUCGAGCGUUGAAGCUUUCAGGUGCUCCGUUUGUUCCAAGAAGUUCAAAAAGACGCCCACCUUAAAGAUGCAUCAACAGAGACACGCCAGGAGGAAGUUCAUCCGCUCUGUUCAGGAAGCGACCUCCGUUUCCUGUCUUAUGAGCGACGAUGACGGAUUUUUGGUUUCCCGGCGUGACAGUGCAGUGGUCUUAAUGCCGACAGUGUUUAAGUGUUCAAUCUGUAAACAGCUUCACCGGCGCUGGUGCCACUACGUCCUGCAUUUACAAUCGCAUGUUUCUGGCACAUCUCACCGCUGUGGCACAUGUGGACAAAGUUACGACCAGCCCCCGGACACCCCACGCCACUGCUCGGUGUGCUGCAGGAAGAGCGGCGAGGAGACGACGUGUCGAGGUUAUCYGAAGAACAUCUGCAAGGCAAGGAAAGAUGAGGAACAUUUCAGUUCUACAGAGACUGAAACACCAAUACUACCAUCAACGAGAGACUCAGCRCCUCAAACAAGCGAGAACUUGAACCUCGACUCUCCAACAAAUGAACUCUUGGACCUGAACGUUUCAAAACGUGACCACUUGGACCUCAAUACCCAAACAACUGACCACUUAGACCUUGACAAUCCAACRAAUGACCAGUUGGACCUCAAUGCCCAAACAAAGGACCAGUUGGACCUCAAUGCCCAAACAAAGGACCACGUGGACCUUGACACAAAAACGAAAGACCACUUGGACCUUUACGCUCUGACAAACAAUGGCUCAGACCUUGAGGCUCCAAUGGAGUACGACUUGGACCUYGAGGCUCCAUCUCCAAGCUCUGCUUUCAGCCCAGUGUCUGGUCAAACGGCUCCACGGCUCUCUGGUCUCAGGCUUCCCGGACUUGGCGGCAGGUUUCUGGCAGGUCGGACGUUUCCUUGCUGGAACAAACUGUGGCUCCAUCGUCGACGAGGCGGCGGAGCGUUCCGCUGCAACCACUGCCAGCUGGAGUUUCACUUCCUGGGUUUGUACGUCCGACACCUGCAGGAACAUGCGGCUCAAAUGACACACACGUGUCCAUCACGUCCCGAUGCUUUUACAGAUAAAGAGGACUUAAAGACGUACCUGUCAGUCUGCAAUAAGCGUUCAGACCGUCUGAACUGCAGAACAUGUGGGAAAAGCUUCUCUGUCCAGAGGAAACUGAAGGAACACGAGCUGCUUCAUAAAGGAAGGAGAACGUAUGCCUGUCGGCCAUGUCACCGCUCUUUUUCUUGCCCCGCCUCCUUAGCGGCUCACCUACAGACUCACAGGAAACAGCUUUGCGUGCCUCAGCCUGCUCGGGUCGACGAGCCCUUCCUGUUCCCGUACCGCUGCGGGAAAUGUCCCGGCAGGUUCUCCAGCACCGACCUGCUGCAGGCGCAUCAGGUGUGUCACUUUGUGGCGGGAAAGAAACCAGAGAGUUCUCCUGAGACGCUCGUUUCCUUCAUUUCCAGCGUCCAGAGAGUYUCGUCUGACCCGCUCCCAAAGAAGCUUCCUGUGAGCAACAAGAAGCACCUGUUCAGGUACCCUCACCCGGACCGCCUCUACGUCGUCCCCGUCAUCUCCUCAGAGCCGCCCAUCAUCGUCUCCGACACGGAGGAGGAAACAAGACCGGAGAGUCCUGAAGAGUCCCUUCAGCUACAAGUUUUAAUCCAGUCUUUAAUCCCAGAAAAAUGUCAGAGUGAUGAGGGCAGCCAUGAUGGAGAGGGCAGAGAUGAUGACGAUGAGGGCAGCCAUGAUGGAGAGGGCAGAGAUGAUGACGAUGAGGGCAGCCAUGAUGGAGAGGGCAGAGAUGAUGACGAUGAGGGCAGCCAUGAUGGAGAGGGCAGAGAUGAUGACGAUGAGGGCAGCCAUGAUGGAGAGGGCAGAGAUGAUGACGAUGAGGGCAGCCAUGAUGGAGAGGGCAGAGAUGAUGACGAUGAGGGCUGUAACGAUGGCGCCGCAGCCAAAUAUUCGAACUGCAGGUUGUGUUCGCUCAUCUUUAAGGACAUCAUGUCGCUCCACCAACACUACAGAGAGCACGCUGAAGGGAUGAGAUGAAUCUGAUAAAGCUGGAUUUUAUUUUUCUCUGAACUUUAAACCUUUGUUUGUUUUAAAUGGAGCCUUUUAAUACAGUGAAAAAAUGUGGGACUUUCUCAGGAUAAAGACAAACCUUUGUUUUUACACUUUAGUUUGUUACUCUGUGUAAAAAGAAUUCUGCUGCUGUUUGUUAUAUUUAAUGAGUUAGUUUUAUUUUUUGUUUCUUUUAAUCUUAA
Messenger RNA from Austrofundulus limnaeus, 6784 nucleotides. RefSeq lists its product as uncharacterized. The record is from RefSeq and is a predicted model, not a curated record. Gene Ontology annotation, biological process: regulation of transcription by RNA polymerase II. Gene Ontology annotation, cellular component: nucleus. Gene Ontology annotation, molecular function: RNA polymerase II cis-regulatory region sequence-specific DNA binding; DNA-binding transcription activator activity, RNA polymerase II-specific. NCBI's taxonomy places the organism in Eukaryota, Metazoa, Chordata, Actinopteri, Cyprinodontiformes, Rivulidae.